Exophiala xenobiotica is the source of this 4493-nucleotide messenger RNA. RefSeq lists its product as uncharacterized. Lineage: Eukaryota; Fungi; Ascomycota; Eurotiomycetes; Chaetothyriales; Herpotrichiellaceae. Gene Ontology annotation, biological process: transmembrane transport. Bases 280 to 4215 code for a protein of 1311 amino acids. The transcript is spliced from 11 exons. Gene Ontology annotation, molecular function: ATP binding; ABC-type oligopeptide transporter activity; ATP hydrolysis activity. Gene Ontology annotation, cellular component: membrane. The record is from RefSeq and is a predicted model, not a curated record.
CCACAACCAGUGCGGACCUGGACACCGUCGUAUCCGUAUUUGUUCGCUUUUUGGGCAAGGUGCUCGCUAGGCUAAAUUUCGUCAACAAUCCGGGACAGAGAUCAAUCCAGGCGGCCGUGUUUCAUCGGUGGGUAAUUGUUGGCCAAAAAAAAAUAGUAUUUAUCUGGGCUACGACGGCGUCGCGGCCACUGCUCACACCUUGUGGUUCAAUCAUGACAUUGUCAUCGAAGAAAUGACUGCUACGGACUCAUGCCGCCCAUUCAACAUUAGCUAUCCAACAUGGCAGCUGCAGGGGAACAAGCGCCGUCGACCGAACCAAAAACGGCGACCAGUGAAAUAGCGCAAGGAACAGCCAUCACCAUCAAGGACAAGGACAACUCAAAAAGCGAGAAGGCACAUUUUGUCAACUACUGGAGAAUCCUCUCGCACCGAACGAGAAGAGAUAGUAUUGCGCUUCUCGUUGCAUUCGUCUGCUCCGUCGGCUCAGGCACCGCUCUACCGCUGAUGAACAUUGUCUUCGGCCACUUGGUUGGGAAUUUCAAUGGCUACUUCAUUCCCGGCAGCAAUGUGACCAAGGCGGAGUUCAAAUCCUCCGUGGCCAAUAAUGCCCUGUACAUUCUCUACCUAUUCAUAGGCAAAUUCGUCUUGACCUAUGUCGCGAUGUUCUGCUUUCGGACGACUGGACUUCGGAUCUCGGCGAACUUGAGACUUGCUUAUAUCAAAUCACUCUUUGCCCAGCCGAUCAAGAGGUUGGACGAGGUUUCGGCGGGCACGGUCACUAAUACCAUCACGACAUCGGCCAACACCAUCCAGAUGAGCAUUUCGGACAAGCUCCACUCCCUGUUCAUGGCCCUCGCCCUGACCAUUGCGGCCUUUGCCAUUGCCUUCCGUUAUUCGUGGGCCAUGACACUGGUGACAGGCUCGUCACUACUUUUCGUCCUGCUCGUGUACUCCAUAACCACACCCAUCGUCCUCAAGAAGCUACAGCAGGUGGAAAAGGGAAAUGAGAGAGCUGCUUCGAAAGCAGGAGAAAUCUUUGGCUCUAUUCGAGCGGUCUUCUCCCUAGGUGCAGAACCUGCCUUGACAAAAAAAUACGUCUCCUCUGUCAACGAUGUCCACAAACAGGGGCUGGGUUUGUCUCUGCUAAUGGGCAUCCAGCUGUCGCCCAUAUGGUUCUCCAUGUACUCUGCUUUUGCUCUAGCCUUUUGGUUCGGAUUGAAGCUCUUCCGCGAAGGCCACAUCCACAGCAUCAGCACGGUCAUAACUGUCUUCUUUUCAGUCCUCAUCGUCGUCGGGGUCUUGGGUGCCAUGGUAGCGCCCAUUAUGGCUAUCACAAAGGCGAUCAGCUGCUCGACUGAAUUCUUCUCAAUGAUCGAUUCUCAGAAAAUCUCGUACGAAGGCAUGGACGAGUCGGACGUAUCAUCUCACGAGGACAUCGAGCUGCGCGAUGUUUCCUUCGCUUACCCCUCGCGACCGCAUGUUCCAGUUUUGAGAGGAUUUGAUGCCACUUUCCACAAAGGUAAGACAACCGCUUUGGUCGGUCCAUCAGGCGCCGGGAAGAGUAGCAUCGUUGCUUUGCUGGAGCGAUGGUAUGAGCUCGAGCCGCGGAAGGCUCACUUGGGUGACGACGAACAUGCGAAUGAGCACGGCCAAGAUCGCAACAGUGCUUCCGAGGGCGAAGAUGCUGACAAGGAAGAGAAACUACCCAGUCUAGUUGGAGGCACAAUCUCGAUCGGGGGCCACAACAUCAGAGACAUCAAUUUGAAGUGGUGGAGGUCGCAGAUAGGCCUUGUUCAACAGGAACCAUUUCUCUUCAGCGACACAAUUCUGAACAAUGUGUCAUUCGGGUUGCUCGGAACCCAAUGGGAAAAUGAGAGUGACGUGCUCAAAAGGCAACGGGUGGAGAAAGCUUGCAAAGAAGCAUUCGCGGACGAGUUCAUUAAUCAACUUCCUGACGGGUACCUCACACAAGUUGGUGAGAGUGGCAUCAAGUUGAGCGGCGGUCAAAGACAACGUCUGGCAAUUGCCCGCAGCAUCAUCCGAGAACCUGCCAUUUUGAUCCUCGAUGAAGCGACCAGUUCAAUUGAUGUUCGAGGGGAAAGAAUAGUGCAGCAGGCUCUUGAACGCGUCUCCCAGAAUCGAACGACAGUUGUAAUCGCACAUAGGCUUUCGACAAUCCGGAAGGCCGACAACAUUGUCGUCAUACGCCAUGGACGAAAAAUCGAAGAAGGCACGCACGAGCAGCUGCAAAAAAUACCUGACGGCCUGUACGCGAGUCUUGUGCGCGCGCAGCAGCUGGAGGCCGAGUCAGUGCCUAAGUCGGUUGAUAGUGAUGACGGAUCUUGGGGUGCUAUCGAACGAAAAGAGACCAGCGGCUCUACGAAGCAGAAGCCAGAAGAAGUGACCAUCGCAUACAAGCCCACAGGAUUCUUCGGCUCUUUAGGGCGAUUCCUGUUCGAACAACGGGAACAUUGGAAACUCUACGUCUUGACCGUUGCUGGAGCAAUGGGAGCAGGGUCUGCCUUUUCAUUGCAAAGCUGGAUAUUUGCCAAACUGAUCGAAGUCUUCCGUUUCACUGGAGCAAAACUGAAGAGUCAAGGUGACUUCUGGUCGCUGAUGUUUUUCAUCCUUGCCCUGGGUGUUGCUGUCUGCUACUUUGUCCUGGGCUUUACCUCGAAUCAUCUUUCUGUGCACGUAUCGACCACCUACCGACUUGAGUACUUCCAGAAUAUACUACGGAACCCGAUACCGUUUUUUGACCGUGAGGGCAACGCGUCCGGGUCGCUGAUGGGUCGGUUGUCGACCGAUCCGAAAGUGAUUCAGGAAUUGCUGGGCUUGAAUGGUGUCUUUCCGCUGAUUGCAUUUUUCAACAUCACUGGUUGCAUUGCAAUAGCCUUUUCGUUUGGCUGGAAAUUGACACUGGUCGCCUUCUUUUCGGCCAUGCCCGUCAUCUUGGUCGCCGCCGUGGUCCGGAUCCGCUUCGAUCUGCAAUUCGAAAAAUGGAAUUCUGAGGUCUUCUCCCACAGUUCGCAAUUCGCGAACGAGGCUAUCGGGGCGUUUCGAACAGUGACAUCCCUGACCAUGGAGGACACGAUCAUCAACAAGUACUCCGAUCUCCUGCGGGAUCAGAUUCGAAAGUCGGCUCUGAAAGCGACGUAUGCCUCGCUUGUAUUCGCUCUUUCGGAUAGCAUAGAGCUUUGUGCCAUGGCCUUGACCUUCUGGUACGGAGGACAACUCCUCGCUUCUCGCGAGUACAAUCCUGUCCAGUUCUUCGUCAUCUACAUCGCCGUUGUUCAGGGCGCGCAAGGUGCCGGACAGUUUUUCAGCUUUGCUCCCGAUAUUGCCAAUGCUACCGCAGCAGCGAACCGCAUUCUUGGUAUCCGGCAUGAAGUCGCCCAGAGGGAAAAGGUGGUUAGUCGAGGGCAGCCCUUGCCUCACUCCAAUGCCCACACUGGAGCCAAGAUUGAACUCAAGGCGGUGACCUUCCAGUAUCCGACACGAGACACCCCGAUAUACCGAAACCUCAACAUAUCGAUUCAAAGCGGUCAAUUCGUGGCGUUCGUAGGGCCAUCAGGUUGUGGGAAGACGACGGUGAUCUCGCUGCUCGAGAGGUUCUACGAGCCCUUAUCUGGAACCAUAACAUUCAAUGACCAAGACGUCAAAGGCAUUGAAUUAACCUCUUACCGCCGGGCCCUUUCUCUUGUCGCCCAAGAACCAAAACUGUUCGAUGGCACCAUUCGAGAAAACCUCGUCCUCGGGUUGGACGACGCCAGCGAGGAGAGGAUCGUACAAGCCUGCAAAGACGCCGAGAUCCACGACUUCAUCGUCUCAUUGCCUGACGGCUACGCCACACCACUGGGAAUCAACACUCAAACGUCACUCAGCGGAGGACAGAAGCAGCGGCUCUGCCUCGCCCGGGCUCUCCUUCGCGAACCUAUGCUACUCCUUCUCGACGAGGCGACCUCAAGUCUGGACUCGCAGUCCGAGAAACUGGUGCAGGCGGCCAUCGAGAAACUCGUCGGCCAACGCAGCAUGACCGUGAUUGCGGUGGCACACCGCCUGGCAACCAUCCAGAAGGCAGACGUUAUCUUCGUCUUUGGCGAGAGUGAAGUCGGCAGCGGCUCGAGAAUUGUGGAACAAGGCACGCAUCAUGACUUGUUGAGGCGGAGAGGCGCUUAUUGGCAGAUGUGUCAAGAGCAGGCGCUCGAUCGCUAAGCGGAACAGAACACGGCAACGACCGCAUAAAGAAGAAUUGCAUGCAGCACUCACUCCAUUCAACCUCACCACCACUAUAGAAUGCUGCUCUGCUCAGCUAGCUCUCCAACAUGGACUUUUUCAGCUCUAAACGUGUUGAGUUUCACUGUUUAAUGAUAGCGCCGAAUGCGGCGAAUGGUGCGGUUGCACUGGCUGUUGUUGAUAAUCCGUCCAUGACAUGUAUGACUCCACGCUCAACAUCAGUGGGGCUACCAUCAUAUACGAACGAUGGAACCCAA